Messenger RNA from Acaulospora colombiana, 912 nucleotides. Lineage: Eukaryota; Fungi; Glomeromycota; Glomeromycetes; Diversisporales; Acaulosporaceae. The record is from the annotation of a GenBank genome assembly.
AUGUUAGCGCUUAUUUCACCUUCGGAGAUUGAUUAUAUUAUCCAAGGCGUUGACGAUAACCUUCGCGCAGAUGGGAGAGGGUGUCUUGAUUAUCGGGAGGUAGUAAUAGAGACUGGAAUGAUAUCUCAGGCUAAUGGGAGUGCCAGAUGUAGGCUUGGCGAGGGAACUGACGUGCUCGUUGGUGUGAAAGUCGAAAUUGGAAGCAUCGAAAUAGAUGGGGCUGACGAAGAAGUUGCAGCUAUAAAAGCAAAGAGGGGAAGGGUGGUUUGCAACAUCGAAUGUUCUCCUAUUGCGUCACUACAAUUUGCUGGCAGAGGCGCUGACGAUAUCAAUAAUGAACUAACACAAACAGUGGAUCGCGUAUUGAAUGGACCACAAGGUGGUAUUAACCUCGAAAAAUUAUGCAUUCUUCCGGGGGAGGAAUGUUGGGUUGUCUAUAUCGACGCGCUUGUAUUGGAUUAUGCUGGAAGUAUUUUAGAUACAAUAUUUAUGACUAUACGGGCAGCUCUUUUUAAUACCCGCGUUCCGAAAACCACUGUAGAAAACAAUGAGGUUGAGAUUUCCGGGGAUGUCGAAGAAUGGGAGAGAAUCGAGGGUUGGGAACAAGUGCCAGUAUCUAUUACCUUGAACAAGAUUGGAUCGCGUUAUGUCGUUGAUGCGACACCAUUAGAAGAGUUCACCACUGAAGCAAAAUUAUCCGUGACGGUUAACAAAAGUGGAAAAGUGUGCGGGAUACAAAAGAGUGGGGGCGGUAGCAUUGAACAUAGUCUUCUGAAUGAAAUGAUUCAGACGGGGAAAUCAUUGGGACAGACCUUGAUAAUUAAUUUAGACGAAAUUCUUAAAAAGGAAGAGGAUGACCUUGAUGCACGAAAUGGACCUUUAGAAAAACUUGGAUUCUUUGCUGCAACAUAA